Marasmius oreades (fairy-ring Marasmius) is the source of this 423-nucleotide messenger RNA. RefSeq lists its product as uncharacterized. NCBI's taxonomy places the organism in Eukaryota, Fungi, Basidiomycota, Agaricomycetes, Agaricales, Marasmiaceae. The record is from RefSeq and is a predicted model, not a curated record. The coding region runs from base 1 to 423 and encodes 140 amino acids. The transcript has 3 exons.
AUGUUUGGGCCCGCAGACUGGCGGACGUCGGUCAAUCGAGGGAGUGCAACGCCAGUUGCUGUUUGGGAUCUGGCCAUGUUGUUGGAGGAGAAGAAUGAGAAGGGGGCGGGAGGGAACCCGCAAUUACAGGGAUUCUUCUCCCGCCUGCACGCCCUUCAAGGCUUAAAAAACGAAGGAAAAUUUUCAAGCUCCAAUUUCCCUUGCAUCAUCCUCAGCAUUUCGAGCACACUUUUCGAAGUUAGUCUCACAGUCAUGACCCAAGUUCUUCUGGUGGAGGAUGUGUUUAGAGCAGACAUUCGCGGUGGUCCGCACCUAGAGAAGGACAUCCUCACCCUUGCCUGCGCCCUGACAAUCGUAGCCGAGGGUCUUCAAGACUUGCAGAUAUACUAUCACAUGAUUUUUACACAGGAUGACGACAAAUGA